Acanthosepion pharaonis is the source of this 1008-nucleotide messenger RNA. The record is from the annotation of a GenBank genome assembly. Lineage: Eukaryota; Metazoa; Mollusca; Cephalopoda; Sepiida; Sepiidae.
AUGGUUUUUAAAAUAGUCUUUCUUUGUGAUUUGUACAGAAAUUUUAACUUAAUCCUUGUUCUCCUUCUCUUCUCCUCUGUCUUCUUCUUGGUCUCCUUCUUCUUCUUCUUCUUCUUCUUCGCCUCCUCGAAUCCUUUCAUUCUCCUUCUCCUUCUGCUCCUCCCUUUUCUUCUUCUUCCUUUUCUUCUUCUUCUUCUUUAUACAUUUUUCUUCCUCCUUUUCUUCUUCUUCUUCCUCCUCCCUUUCUUCUUCUUCUCGCCUCCUCCUUCCUCCUCCUUCUUCCUCCUUUUCUUCUUUCUUCCUCCUUCCUCCUUUCUUCUUCUUCUUCUUCCCUCUCCCUUCAUUCUCAUCUUUUCUUCUCCUUUUUCCUCCUUCCUCCUUAUCUCCUCAUUCUUCUUCUUCUCCCUUCUCCUUUCAUUCGCCUUAUACAUCUUUUCCUCCUCCUUUUUUAUUCUCUUCCUCCUUUCCUCAUUCUUCUUCUCUUCCUCCUCCUCCUUCCCUCCUUCUUCCUCAUCCUCCUCCUCUUCUUCUUCUCGACCUUUUUCCUCCUUCUUCUUCCUUCUCCUUUCAUUCCUUCUGUAUUAUUCUUAUACAUUUCUUUUCCUUCUUCCUUUUCUUCUUCUUCUUCUUCCUUCCUCCUCCUCCUUUUUUAUUAUUCUCCCCUCUUCCUUCUCAUUCUUCUUCUUCUCGACCUCCUCCUUCUUCUUCCUUCUCCCCUUCAUUCGCCUUAUACAUCUUUUUCUUCUCCUCUUCUCCUCCUUUCUUCUUCCCCCUCCUUCUUCUGUUUUCCAUCCUUUUUUUAUUCACCUCAAAUUUUUAGGCUGGUUUCCUCCUCAUGUUUCCUUCUCCCCUUCAUUUGCCUUCUACAUCUUUUCCUCCUCCUUUUUCCCCCUCCUUCUUCUGCUUUCUAUCUACACAAAAUUUUUAGGCUGUUUUCCUUCAUGUUUCACUCUUGCCUCCAACAUAUCUUUUGAGUUUAUUACUCAGACUUUUCCAUUCAUGAUAUAA